Molecule: messenger RNA, 1279 nt
Organism: Hibiscus syriacus
Lineage: Eukaryota; Viridiplantae; Streptophyta; Magnoliopsida; Malvales; Malvaceae
Product: phosphatidate cytidylyltransferase, mitochondrial-like
Exons: 11
Coding region: 185-1189 (334 amino acids)
Biological process (GO): CDP-diacylglycerol biosynthetic process; cardiolipin biosynthetic process
Cellular component (GO): mitochondrion
Molecular function (GO): phosphatidate cytidylyltransferase activity
Source: RefSeq, a predicted model, not a curated record
CCUAGCAUUUGAAAUUCCGACACUGAGAUCCAUGCUCUCCCGCAAAUUGAAACUCUUUCAUCUUUAGUUUAUAUUUGUGUUUGAUGUAAACCAACUUUGCAUGUGUUCUGUAAGCAAGUUUUUGACAUUAAUUUUCAUUCAACAUACAUAGUUAAUUACUUCUUCACUACCAAAAGUAGAAAACAUGGUUAAUAAGGACACAGUUCAUGCCCAUCUGUUGGAUUUUCUCAAAGCUUUUCCUCCAGUUGAGUUUUGCUGUGUCUAUGGCUCGGCUCUUCAUUCGACCUAUCCUGACAAGUCAACAAUGACCGAUUACAUACUAGGUGUUUCUGAUCCCCUGCAAUGGCAUUCUGAGAAUCUAAAAAUGAAUACUGAUCAUUACGCCUCAUGGAUGGUGCAUCUUGGUGGGGCAAAACUGAUUACUGGUGUUGCUGACAGUAUAGGAGUAGGAAUACACUUCAACCCAUAUGUUACUUGGAAUAACAAGAUGCUGAAAUAUGGAGUUUUUCGAAUGAAUGAUUUGAUUCAAGACCUAUUAAAUUGGGAGAGCUUGUAUUUGAGUGGUCGUUUACAGAAACCGGUAAAUAUGCUUGUGGAUAAUUUGGAUAUUGAAAAUGUAAACUCAGUUAACCUUCGAGCUGCUGUGUCUGCCUCUCUCCUCUUCUUACCACCCAAAUUCACAGAGGAAGACCUGUAUGCCAAAAUAUGUAGCCUUUCAUACAUGGGUGACUUGCGUAUGCUUUUUGCAGAGGAUCGAAAUAAGGUGAAGAAGAUUGUACGAGGGCAGUUUGAUUUAUUCCAGACCAUGUAUAAGACAUUUCUUCGAGAGUAUGAAGACAAAGACUUCUUAAGAUUCUCGUCAUCUACAAAUCAACUUGCAAAUAUAUCUCAGGAUUGUGGCUUAGCAGUGACAUGCUCUCACUUAUCUUCCCUUCCUCCAAGUAUUAGAAGUCGAAUGGGGAUAAAGAAAGAAAAGAUGGAAGUAAUUAGUAAAUCUGGUGAAGUUGGUAAUAGCUAUAGGUUGGGGUUUGGGUCAAGAGAAGAGGCUGCACAAUGCAUGCAGAAAGUAUUGAGGCGAACAGUGAGGGUUUCAAGUGCAAGGCAAGCUGUAUCAGGUGUACUGACGGUUGGUGGUGUUAAAGCUGCUAGAUAUCUAACCAAUAAAAUGUGCAAGGCUUGGAGAUCAUGACAUUGGCAUGAUUGUCAUACUCUAAAUGGGAUAAGGAUGUCAAUUUCACCGGAUCUAACGGGGUAUUACUCAGGUUGGUUUUUAUUUAUA